AGCUUGUAACACGUGCGCUGGCGCGGCGGCCGGGCGCGCUCCUCCUACUCUUUAUAUAUAAGGAGAUCUUGCGAAACUACGGUCGCAUUUGGUGUAGACUGUCCAGGAAGUUACCUGUUCUUUUUGUCACCCGUGAAUACAACAUGCUCCUCACACUGUUAGUAGGAGUGUCAAUUCUGGCACAAUCAAUCGCCGCCAAGCCUGUGGUUGACAGCCAACCCACCUCACAAGUCCUAUAUAACACCGACAAUAUGCCCAACUCAUACAAUUUCCAUUACGACGCCGGAGAUGGUUCAUCCCGCACAGAGCAAGGGAACAUAAUAGACGCUGGCACUCCCAAUGCUGCGUUAGAUGUGCUAGGCACCGUGCGAUGGUACGACAACAAGGGCCAUUUGUACGAGAUGACAUACAAAGCUGGCAAACGAGGCUACAGAACCAUCAUCAAGAAAAUAUCCUAACGAAACAUUCAUCCGAUCCAAUGAUAUACAAAAAUCAGAUAAAACAAGACUGGAAAAAAUACUUAUAAGUAUUUAUUCGUACAAUCUAACAAAAUUCUAAUCGAUAUGCCGCGAAGGAGGUUUAUUUUAGUUACCUAUUUAUUAAAUAAUAAUAAUUUA
Molecule: messenger RNA, 617 nt
Organism: Pectinophora gossypiella (pink bollworm)
Lineage: Eukaryota; Metazoa; Arthropoda; Insecta; Lepidoptera; Gelechiidae
Product: endocuticle structural glycoprotein SgAbd-9-like
Exons: 3
Coding region: 144-458 (104 amino acids)
Source: RefSeq, a predicted model, not a curated record